Salvelinus sp. IW2-2015 is the source of this 1795-nucleotide messenger RNA. Its product is annotated as gastrula zinc finger protein XlCGF57.1-like. Gene Ontology annotation, biological process: regulation of transcription by RNA polymerase II. Gene Ontology annotation, cellular component: nucleus. The record is from RefSeq and is a predicted model, not a curated record. Gene Ontology annotation, molecular function: DNA-binding transcription factor activity, RNA polymerase II-specific; RNA polymerase II cis-regulatory region sequence-specific DNA binding. NCBI's taxonomy places the organism in Eukaryota, Metazoa, Chordata, Actinopteri, Salmoniformes, Salmonidae.
GGAAGUAGGAGGUGACUUUUAUUUUGUACGAUUUUGCAUUCCUUGUGUGGACAAAAGAAAGACACACUGACUGAACCAAAGGUCAUUUACAUACGGAAUAGGCUACCCAACCUGAUCAACUGAAAAAUGUCUAAACUACAGUUGUUGCGUUUAUUUUUAAAUGAGCGUUUAACGGAGUCUGCUGCUGUGGAGAUUUUCGAAGCAGUUGAGAAAGCGGUAGCGGAGUACCAGGAGGAGAAUGAUCGGCUACGGAGACUGCUGCGGUUCACACCAGAGAUAAAACUAUGUAGAAUAGACUCCCUGCAGUUCUCUCUUGCUGUCUCUGAAGAGGAGGUUCCCCCUGAGCAGCAYCACUGUGAGCAGGAGUGGAGCUCKGGUCUGGGGCAYGAGGACCCAGAGCCCACACAGAUCAAAGAGGAACAGGAGGAGUUCCGGAUCAGUCAAGAGGAAGAGCMGCUUCAAGGGUUGGAGGCUGAUAUCACAGAGUUCAAAUUCCCUCCUACCUGUGUGAAAAAUGAAUGUGAUCAGGAGGACCCACUUCAGUCCAUMACUGAACAGACUAUGGCGAACAGAGAGAGUGACUCCAAACCAGUGGAUCUCAAACCUUUUGGGACUGUGACCCACCUAAAGGGUCUCGACAUUCCCUUUGACCCUCCAGAUAGUCAAAACAAUGCCUCCAGUCACAGCUCUGCUACAAGCAGCGACCAAGUAGGACUUAACAGCAGCCCACCAUUGGAUCUAAUUGUGCACAAACUGGCUCACACUGGAGAGAAACWGUUUAGCUGUGGMGACUGUGGGAAAAGCUUCAGUCAYAAGGAACACCUUGGGAACCACAUACGCAUUCACACAGGAGAGAAACCGUUUAGCUGUGGUGACUGCGGGAAAAGCUUCACUGUCAAGGGGAACCUAACUGUGCACAAACUGGCUCACACUGGAAAGAAACCAUUUAGUUGUGGUGACUGCGGGAAAAGCUUCUAUCAGAGCCAGGAACUAACUGCGCAUAUACGGACUCACACUGGGGAGAAAUCGUUUAGCUGUGGUGACUGUGGGAAAAGGUUUUAUCACAAGAUCACUCUAAACCGACACGUUCAGACUCACACAGGAGAGAAACCAUUUAUCUGUGGCGACUGUGGGAAAAGGUUUUAUCACAAGAUUACUCUAAACCGACACGUUCAGACUCACACAGGAGAGAAACCYUUUAUAUGUGGCGACUGUGGGAAAAGCUUCAGUCAGAAGGAACACCUAGGGAACCAUACACUGACUCACACAGGAGAGAAACCGUUUAGCUGUGGAGACUGUGGGAAAAGCUUCAGGCAGAAGGGGACCUUAAAUACACAUAAACUGACUCACACGGGAGUGAAAUCAUUUAGCUGUGGAGACUGUGGGAAGAGCUUCAUUCUGAAGGGGUCCCUAAAAAUGCAUAAACUGACUCACACAGGUGAGAAACCAUUUAUAUGUGGCGACUGCGGGAAAGGCUUCUAUCUGAAGGGAGACCUAGGUAAGCAUAUACUGACUCACACAGGMGAGAAACCAUUUAGCUGUGGAGACUGCGGGAAAKGCUUCAGGCAGAAGUCGGCCCUAAAGACGCACACACUGACUCAUACCGGAGUGAAGCCAUUUCACUGUGGAGACUGUGGGAAGAGAUUCAGUCAGAAUGGGGCCCUAAAGAAGCAUUUAUUGACUCACACAGGAGUGAAAUCAGUGUAGCUGUGGGGACUGUGGAGAAWGCUUCUAUCAGAAAAGACACCUAACUGAACAUAUUCAGACUCACCCAGGAGUUAAACAACAUGACUGC